AUGAGCGCAAAAGUGGGGGAAGACUUUGAAGAUGGGAAGUGGCCUUUUGGUUUUGAAGGCACGCCCGAAGAUGUUCCAGUUCCGUCAGGCAAUACUGUAGUUCAAAUUAGCAAGAUGUUGAGUCGAGCGGAUGAGCAAGUUGGAGAGUACUCGUUUGGAGGACAAGCCAAAGCUUUACCAGCGGCGCCCGGGUUGGUUGUCGACGGAGUGGGGUCAAUUCCUGUUCCUCUAACUACAGAGAGAGCACAAAAGCUAAUCUCCGUAUGUGAACAGUCCCCCUCUGGUCACAACUUGGACACCAACACGGAAAAAAACGUCCGGCCCACUCAAGCGCGUUUUGAGAAUAUGGCGUGGCAAAGCGGCAUCGAAAAAUUAACACAUAGCAUCGCAGAUCGAUUGGGCUACCAAUGCAUUACACUUCAGAGUAAGUUGUACAAGUUGCUAGUCUCUGGAGAGCAAGGGCAUUUUGUGAAGAACCUGGGUAUAAAGAAAGAGGAUGACACAAUUGUCACGCUUGUAAUUCAACUACCAAGUUCUUAUGAAGGAGGAGACUUGGUGAUUUGGCGAGGUGGAGAAGGAAAGUUCCGUCAUGAUUCUGGAAAGAUUGAUGGUACAGCUACUUUCCUUCCUCACUAUACAGUUCACUACCCUGAUGCUGAGCACACAGUGGAGAAAAUUACGAAGGGCUAUCGGUUCGCAUUGGUUUACUCACUGUGUCUACCUGAGACAAUGCGCCACCGGAAAAAGACUUAUGAUGUUCCUCUAAGUGAAGAUCUGGCAAGUGCAAUCUCAAUGAUGGAUCCCGAGGAUGAUUCGUUCGCGUUAUUACUGUCCCACGAAUACAUUAGCAAAAAUAUCGAAAAGAUGGAUAUUGAAGCACUAAAAGGUAUUGACAGCGUGCAAGUUCACGCUCUUGAAGAAGCAAACACACUCGUUCCUGCCGCCAAGAAACUGAAGCUAUUUCUUGUUCGGUUGGCACACCAAAUUUACGUUAAACAAGUACCGCGUGCGGAUAACAAACACUGUGAGGCUAUGUGCUGGUACGAUAUCAAUGGCGCGUGUUUAGGACAAGUUGGGCAGUCGACUAUGGUAUUAAACUUCCUCAAUCCAGCUCUGGAAACGAUUAGGCAAAUAUGGGCACGGCACGAAGUCAACCGCACCGAGAAAUAUGGAGCGAUUCACAUCGAAUAUGCCGCGUACGCGAUUGUUGCAUGGCCUGCAGCUCAGCACGAAGACAAAGCGCUAGCAUUCAUGCCCAUCGAUGUAGUUGUUGAUACUGUUUACGCGCGUAAACCUAUUGACGCUGCAACAUUGAGAAAUUUACUGAAUGAUAUCGGUACAAGACUUGACGAGGGGAGAAAAUAUUUCAACCGAGAUGAUCUCUCUGUUAAAUCUUUUUGCUUAAUUUGCGAGAUGCUCUUGGAUGCCCGUGACUCUGAGCUCGUGAAAAUGUUUUUCACCGACACUAGUUCCAAGUUUGGAAGCUUGGAGCCUCCGAUUCCAGUGUUUUCCCCUCCAUUUGGUAGACUGAAAAACUGGGCCUCUCUAGUCCCUGUAAUCACCAAGAUUUUACGGACAUUCGACUGGAAAGACUAUGGUGAAGACCUACUUCAUCGUUUCGGUAGCUGGAACAAGUAUGAUAUAAAGGUAUAUGAUCACGAAGAGUCAAGAAUGAGAAUGGCGCUUCAAAUCGUUGACGGGUUGGAUAACGGGGCUGCCCAGGACGCUCUCCUGAGAAUGAUAUUUCAAAUGGCAGAAGCGCUGGAUAAAGAGGAUAUACGCUUAUUUCGGGACGUUGGGCUUCUGUUGAAAUGGAUAAGUCGUAGCAGUGAAAAGACCGUUAUCGAUAAGGUGUCAACGAUAUUGAACCAAAUUGAUCCGAGUCGACUGGGCUCAGUCAUUGAGAAGUCUCUUCCAUUCUGGGCUGACAUUGAGAAGGUUGAAGAGCUUGCUGCCAUCGCUACUAAACGGAUGCAAUGGUUGACGGAUCAAAUCGAGUCAAUGGAUAAGCCCUUCUCGUGGGAAAUGCCGCACGCCUCAUUCCCGGACAACAACAAAGUGGAAAUCUUUCUACGAGGUCCCGACGCUACCAUGAAGGUGACCAAGAAAGUGCAAAAGUUUAAGAGUUUUCAAGAUGCCAACAAUUACGCUGCUAAAUGGAUCCGUGAAGAACAAGUGAAUGCCUCAUUCGAGACAGAAGCUAGCUCGACGAAUGCCGAUGCUGUCGUGACAAUUACGAAAACGCGCAAGUAUUUUAACGAAUGUCAGCACAAAUUGCAGGCGUACAAGACAGAGCUUAACCAGUUGAAGGAACAGUGUGGUGGAGACACUAGUGGUGGCGACAGGAAGCGAAUUCGUCUGGAGUAG
Phytophthora nicotianae INRA-310 is the source of this 2367-nucleotide messenger RNA. RefSeq lists its product as hypothetical. The record is from RefSeq and is a predicted model, not a curated record. The transcript has a single exon. Bases 1 to 2367 code for a protein of 788 amino acids. Lineage: Eukaryota; Oomycota; Peronosporomycetes; Peronosporales; Peronosporaceae.